UUUUUUCCCUAAAGAGUGUUUUAAGAAGAAGAAGGAUCGUCAUCUUCACCAAAGCUCCGAGACUAGUGCAAUCGAAGCCAGCCAUGGAUCUCUCUUCUGUUAAGGAAGCUUUAGCCGAAAAAUCCUUUGAGAAAAUCGCCGAUAUCUGCGAUAAUCUCAUGCUUCAGGUUUCUACCGAAGGAAUUGCGUUUCAUGAUGACUGGCCUUACGCAAUCCAUCUUCUGGGUUACUUUUACGUCGACGAUUGUGAUAGCGCUCGUUUCCUCUGGAAAAUGAUACCUUCAUCUAUCAAGGAGAGGAAGCCUGAAGUUGUUGCAGCUUGGACGAUUGGUCAGAAGCUAUGGACACGUGACUACGCAGGUGUAUAUGAAGCUAUUCGUGGUUAUGAUUGGAGUCAAGAAGCUAAAGAUAUGGUUGCUGCUUUCUCAGAUCUUUACACAAAAAGGAUGUUUCAGCUUUUGUUGUCGGCCUACUCCACAAUAACCAUCCGUGAUUUGGCCCUUUUCCUGGGGAUGACAGAGGAUGAUGCCACAACUUAUGUUGUAGAGAAUGGUUGGACAGUGGAUGCAACUUCUCAAAUGGUGACUGUGAAGAAACAAGCUGUUAAAAGAGAGCAAAAGGUGGAUUCAUCGAAGCUGCAACGCUUGACGGAGUAUGUGUUCCACCUUGAACAUUAAAACUAAGGACCAAUCUCCUAUUAAGAUAGUGAAUUCAGAGAACAGAAUUUGUUUUUGAGAGAUUUCACAAUGACUGAUUCUAAGUUGCAACAUAUCUUGGCCCUUGA
Camelina sativa (false flax) is the source of this 784-nucleotide messenger RNA. RefSeq names its product COP9 signalosome complex subunit 8. Lineage: Eukaryota; Viridiplantae; Streptophyta; Magnoliopsida; Brassicales; Brassicaceae. Gene Ontology annotation, cellular component: COP9 signalosome. The record is from RefSeq and is a predicted model, not a curated record. Gene Ontology annotation, biological process: protein deneddylation; COP9 signalosome assembly.